Molecule: messenger RNA, 997 nt
Organism: Stegodyphus dumicola
Lineage: Eukaryota; Metazoa; Arthropoda; Arachnida; Araneae; Eresidae
Gene: Nubpl
Product: NUBP iron-sulfur cluster assembly factor, mitochondrial
Biological process (GO): iron-sulfur cluster assembly; mitochondrial respiratory chain complex I assembly
Cellular component (GO): mitochondrion
Molecular function (GO): ATP binding; 4 iron, 4 sulfur cluster binding; ATP-dependent FeS chaperone activity
Source: RefSeq, a predicted model, not a curated record
AAUGGAGAAUUACUCAUAUAUGUGCAACUUAUCUACAGUUUAGAAAUUCAAGUUUAAAGUAAUUCAAACUAGAAGGAAGAACUGAAUGGAGAAGGAACUAGAAGAAGGAAUGGAGUCGGAGAUUCUUCACGAAGUUCUUAAGGAGAGAAGCACCAGAAAUGGUCGGAACACUAAAACGCCUACUAAAUUCAAGGAAUACGAACUUAGACUUUGUAGUUUUAUAACAGAAUUUUGAUAUAAUAUCAUUUAUCAGAAGAUGGGAGAAUGUUGAGUUAUUAAUGUGAUUAAAAGUGCCACCUAUUAUUUUUUUAUAUUUUGAUUUAAGUUGCCCUUUAAUGGCAACACAAUUAUUAUAUUUUUACAAUGAAAGUUUGUUUUGAAGGUAUUUGUUUUGUUGUUCUGUUGUGAAAAGAUAAACGGAGUUUAAGAAGAAUUAGUUUGAAUUUCUUUUGUCUUAUCCAACAAGCGUUUCCUGUUUUAACCAGUCGGAGCAAAUCAUUUAUCAGUCUGCCAGAUUUUUGCAUUACAAUUAAUCAGCAAAAUGUUAAUAGAUGGUGUAGGAAGUCUGACAUAGUAAUGUGCGUAUUUUUUAUAGAUAGUAAUCAGAAAACUAUAUUAACUACUUGUUUCUUGUGACAUUAGCAUAAAUAUGCUUUCUAGGAAUUUUAAAUUGUGUUUAGCUUUCCGUAUGAAAAAUGGAACGUGCCGCGUACGAAGUACUGAUCAGAAGACUAUAUCAGCCUCACAAAAGAGUGUCGUACGAAAGUUUCCCAUUGCUGGUGUUAAGGAUAUUAUUGUUGUCGCUUCUGGUAAAGGUGGAGUUGGAAAAUCAACAACUGCAGUAAAUUUGGCAUUGGGAAUAAGUGCAAAUAAAAAGGAUAAGCUUGUUGGGUUAUUAGAUGCUGAUGUCUACGGCCCAUCUAUCCCACGUAUGAUGAAUCUAAAAGGACAACCAGAAUGUACUGAAAGUAUGUUCAUAUAGCUAACAACCAUACGC